Messenger RNA from Anopheles marshallii, 2895 nucleotides. Its product is annotated as myogenesis-regulating glycosidase. Gene Ontology annotation, biological process: carbohydrate metabolic process. NCBI's taxonomy places the organism in Eukaryota, Metazoa, Arthropoda, Insecta, Diptera, Culicidae. The record is from RefSeq and is a predicted model, not a curated record. The transcript has 7 exons. Gene Ontology annotation, molecular function: hydrolase activity, hydrolyzing O-glycosyl compounds. Bases 1 to 2895 code for a protein of 964 amino acids.
AUGCACAAAGGUGCUGGGGCGAACGGACAGCAUGGAACGGUCCGUGAAGGGUAUGGCAAGCCGCACAGGGCCGGCGGUCCAAUCGAGAAAGAGAACAUCCCCUUUGUCGAUUCGGAUCACGAAGACGAUUGCUUCGGCAGCAGCAGUCCAGCAACGGCAGCGAUCGGUAGUAGUAUAUCGACAGUUGACCAAGAGAACGACACUAUGACGGAAAGCCAAGAAAAUCUAGCUCGAGCGUACGUCACGCGCCACCAGCCCAGUCUUGCCGAACGUAGAAUGCAGGGAAAGUUAACCGUGUCCAUCGACAAUAUCAGCGAUGAAGGUGAUCUGAUCGAAGAGGCGAAGGACAAAGCGAUGGAGCUGAAGCUGGUCGACGAACGGGCACGAGGAUUGCGCCGAAAUUCUAUUUCCCUCCCAAGCCUCAACGUUAAUGAGCUGGAAACGUUGCGACUGGCACAACAAGCCCAGGAUGGUUCGGUGAGUAUUGGGUCCGAAUCCGGAUCAGACUCACCGUCGGGAGAGACUGUCGCUACGCCGGAAACUCCAACGACACCUGCGAACUUUAAACCUAUGUUACAAUUUCAUGAUGAUAGCAGCAGCGACGAGGAUGAUAAACCGCGUGGCAAAAACCUUUUUCGUACCAAGCGACGUUCCUCGAUUGCACCGCUACCAGCCUUGCGGCUGAACGACAAGGAAAUGAUGUCGAACGACUUCGAUUCGCACAGCGUGCUGAGCAAUCAGGCAUCGAUCACCAGUGUCAAUUCUUUGGCCAGUCUGUUGAAGGAAAAAAUGCAGAAUGUGCCCGCCAUCAUUCGGAAGAAAAAGCGUGAAACUAAAGACUACAAACUCCGCGUAUUUGUCGGCAUGCUGUUUCUUAUCAUCGUAUUUUUGGUUGGCUACGCGUACGUCAUGUACAACCAGAAGCUGCUGGCCAAAUCGUACUUCGAGAGCAUCAAGUUCCACAAGAAAACUCGCAACUUUCGGCUGCUCGACGGCAAGGGGGCGGAACUGCUGACCGGCGUGCUCGGGACAUCGCUGAGCAUCGAGCAACCGUACAACUGUUUGCCGAAGGAUCUGAAGGAUGAUGGCAGCGUGUGCUACGAGUGGAACUCCAAGGCACGGCUGUACAUGAACCUGGCCAAAUCUCCGGGACCGCCGGACAUUAAAUGCUACUCGUUUCAAUGGGAAUCUCUGCUGGCCGAUCUGCACCCGACCGAUUGCUUCGACGUCGCCGAGGAGCGUGGCUUUUGGUACGGCGGCGGACUGACCAAGGGCAUUGAGUACAUUCUCGGCAAGGCAACGAUCCCUGCCGGACCGUUUGUAACCGGCGACAUCAACAUGCACCAGUGGGGUAAUGCGCUGAAGCGCUACUUUCUAAACUCCCGCGGAGUGGCCAUUCAGGUGGACGAAAAGACGCCGCUAUACGUGAGCGUAAACACCGACGCUGGGCGGCGGUUGUGCUUGCAGGGCAGAAAUGAUAAGUUUGCCUUUGUGAACCGCCAGACACCGUUCUCGGAGCUGAAGUACACUGUCUGCACCGGGCCGGACAUGAAAACGCUCCACAACGGGCUGAUGCAGAAAAGCCUUUGGGACGGGUUGACCGAGCGGGACAAUGUGGUGAUUAAGUCGUUGCUGCGCGAACCCGUCUGGCAGAUUCCGGCCUCCAAGCAGGCGGAUCUCACCGAGAUAGCCAUCUACAACUACACGGAAAGCAUCAUAGCGCUCGACUACCUUCGGCUGGGCCAUGUGCUUGUGAACGAGUUUUGGCAGCGCACGAUCGGCGAUUUCCGGCUGGAUGCGGACCGGUUCCCGACGCUGGACGAGACGGUGAACAUACUGCACCGGCGCGGGUUCCGCGUGUCGUUCAUGAUUCAACCGUUCAUCAGCACGGAGAGCAGCAACUUCCGGGAGGCGGUCGCGAAAAAGUUGCUCAUAUACGAGCGUGAAUCGGAGCGAAGCAUCCCGGCGCUGACGCGCUACAAAAGCACGACCAGUGCCGGUGUGCUGGACGUGACGAACAAUGCGUCGAUACCGUGGCUGGCGGAGCAGCUGAAGAAGAUCUCCGAGACGGUGGAGAUCGAUUCGUAUUUCGUAGAUUUUGGCACUGCGUUCAACAUUCCCCGCUACUACCAGUGCUCGCAAACGCUGGUCAAUCCGGACGAGUACAAGAACUACUUCAUGGAGCAGUUCGAAGGGACGCUGAACAUUUUCGGUGUAUCGAGCGCCAUAUCCGUGCCGCGGCCACCGGCAUUCCUGAGCUUACCGCCGGUGAACAGCUCGUGGAGCGGUCUGCAAAGCAUCAUCCCGACGAUGCUUUCUUACGGUAUAAUCGGCUUCCCGUUUCUAAUGCCCGGCCCCGUUGGUGGGGACUUUGUGCUGCCGACGCAGCAGCUGAAAAAGAUGUACUCCUACUAUUCGUUCGAUCUGCCGCCGCUGCCCGACAAGGAGCUGUACGUGCGAUGGCUUCAGCUGGCCGCAUUUUUGCCGGUGCUGCGCUUCACCCAUCUACCCUCCGAGUAUCGGGACGAGUCGGUGACGGCCAUAGCGAAGGAAUUGGCACACAUACGAACGCAGCGCGUCCUGCCGCUGCUCGAAGACUUUUCGAGCAUUGCCAUGGACGAAGGUUUGCCGAUAAUACGCCCGCUCUGGAUGCUGGAUUCGACCGAUGUGAACUGUUUUUCGAUCAACGAUGAAUUCUCGAUCGGCGAUCGGAUGAUAGUGGCACCCGUGCUGGACCGUGGUGAGACAGUUCGGGAAGUUUAUCUACCGCAGGGCGUGUGGAAGGACGGUAUCGACGAGUCGUUGCGGAAGGGAAGCCGCUGGAUCCACAACUACCACGUGCCGCAGAAUAAGGUGGCCUACUUCAUCAAGAUGCCCGACAAUACGCGCUUUUAG